Molecule: messenger RNA, 1453 nt
Organism: Helianthus annuus (common sunflower)
Lineage: Eukaryota; Viridiplantae; Streptophyta; Magnoliopsida; Asterales; Asteraceae
Product: R-linalool synthase QH1, chloroplastic
Exons: 6
Coding region: 38-1438 (466 amino acids)
Biological process (GO): diterpenoid biosynthetic process
Molecular function (GO): terpene synthase activity; magnesium ion binding
Source: RefSeq, a predicted model, not a curated record
AACAAUUUAUUAAUCUCUUGCAUCUCUUUGAAUUAAGAUGGCAUCAAUAAUACAUGCAUCACAGUCCACACCAAAGGCGCCUGCCAAUGCGAAGGGGGCUAAACCCGUCGCUAGACGAUCAGGAAACUAUGCGCCAUCAAUAUGGUCAUUUGAUUUUCUUCAAUCACUUUCUAGUGAAUACACAGGAGAAGCCUACAAAGCAAGAGCCGAUACGUUAAAGGAGGCGGUGAAGAUAUUAAUGAUACCCAAAGUGGGAAAUCCAUUGAGUGUCCUAGAGCUGGUUGAUGAUCUGCAGAGACUCGGAAUAUCAUAUCAUUUUGAGGCUGAAAUAAGUAAUCUCUUAGAGAUGAUUUACUGCAAGCACUACAAAAGUCAUGAUGAGUGGCACAAAAUGGAUUUGAACCUUAAAGCACUUGGAUUUCGUCUGCUGAGACAACGUGGUUAUCCGGUUCCUCAAGAUAUAUUUCAAAACUUUAAGGACGAAAUCGGGGAUAUGAUGGGAGUGUUAAAUUUGUAUGAGGCUUCUUAUAUUUCAUUUGAGGGCGAAAGCAUAUUGGACGAUGCUAGAGACUUCGCAACAAAAUAUCUGAAAGAAAAUCAAGACAAGAUGGAUGAGAGUAUAUCAGCAUUAGUAAGUCAUGCUUUGGAUACUCCACUGCACUGGACAAUGCCAAGGGUAGAGGCAAAGUGGUUUAUGGAAUUAUAUGAGAAAAGAAGUGGCAUGAAUCCCACAUUGAUCGAGCUUGCAAAAUUGGAUUUCAAUAUGGUUCAGGCUAUUUAUAUGGAAGAUCUAAAACACUCGUCGAGGUGGUGGAGCAAUAUAAGCUGGGAUACGAAGUUACCCUUUGCUCGUGACAGAUUGGUGGAGUGUUUUAUGUGGAGUGUAGGUUUUACUUACAAACCUCAGUUUAGUUUGGGAAGGAGAAAUCUAACAAAGGCCGUCGCCAUGAUUACUACUAUUGAUGAUGUCUAUGAUGUUUAUGGCACUUUAGAUGAAGUUGAACAAUUUACUGAUGUUGUCACCAGAUGGGAUGUGAAUGCGAUCCAAGAGCUCCCAGAUUAUAUGCAGAUGUGUUUCCUUGGAUUGUACAGCACAAUAAAUGAGAUCGCGUAUGACAUAUUGAUAGAAUCAGGAAUCGUCACCCUUCCGUACAUAAAGAAAGCUUGGGCAGAUUUAUGCACGUCAUACCUUGUAGAAGCAAGGUGGUACCAUAAUGGAUAUACGCCAACUCUCAAAGAGUACUUGGACAAUGGUUGGGUAUCAAUAACAGGUCCUAUAAUACUCAUACAUAUUAAGUUAUCAACAUCGAUUACUUCAACAGAAGAGAUCCUCCAGUGGUUUGAAGAGUCUUAUGAUAUAGUUCACCACGUAGGGAUGCUUGUACGACUUGCAGAUGACUUGGGGACAUCAUCGGUAUGUAACACAUACAUAACCUGAUCGAUGAUUAUAUUU